AUGCUACGUACAAACGCAGGUGCGGCAGCCUUCCACCGGUUGGCUUGCCGCCUUCAUACGACCGGGUCGUUACAACCCGAUCGUACAGAUACGAGCCGAUCGCGUCGAACUUCUACGACGCGGUUAGAAGAAGUCCUCGCAGAGUUCGACCGGGAUGGCACUCAGAGUAUGCGAGACGUUAGCAGGCGGGUGGGUGUCAGCCGGACCACAGUGCACCGUGAACUGCAGCAAGAAGGAAUGCACCAGUACAAAUUUGUACGGGUACAAACAUUGCUCCCCAGAGGUUAUGUCCAACGGAUGGAAUAUUCAAGGUGGCUGUUGGGAAAAAUCGAGCUGAAUCCGUUGUUUUGCAGGUACAUUUUGUGAACAGAUGAAGCCCUUUUUACACGGGAGGGGUGCUUUAAUGCCCACAAUUCGCACCUGUGAAACGAUGAGAAUCCGAUUGCGAUUCGUCCACGUGCAGCACAAGACCGUUGGUCAGUCAAUCUAUGGGCCGGCAUUUGCGAUGAUUUUGUUGUUGGACCAUACAUUCUACGCGCUAGAUUGGAUCGAACAACAUACAGAAAUUUUCUGGAGCAUGAUCUUCCGGAUCUCUUGGAACACAUUCCUUACGAGAUUCGGAUGAAUCUCAUUAUGCCACAAAUGUUCGGUCUUACUUAUUGUUAG
Osmia lignaria (orchard mason bee) is the source of this 666-nucleotide messenger RNA. The record is from RefSeq and is a predicted model, not a curated record. Lineage: Eukaryota; Metazoa; Arthropoda; Insecta; Hymenoptera; Megachilidae.